CCCUGUUCUGUUUGUCAGUUCGGCUUAACACCGACGGGCUUGCCCUUUUCUCACUAGCAAGGGAUCCGUUCGAAUCCACUCCGGAACGCAGCGUGUUCGACCCGGUCCCCGUUUCUCUUUUUCGAAUGCCAGCCGCGUGAUUUGUCACGAGUCGUCUCAGUCCGAUUUAAAGAAAAAACAAAAACAAAUGAAAAUGAGGAAUCUAGGAAUAACAGUUAUUAGUCUCGUCUUGACGAUUAUCGUGAUCGGAAAUGCUUAUUACCAGAAAAAACAGUUUUACCCUUCUGUUGUGUACAUAACAAAAUCAAAUCCAAGCAUGGCCGUGAUUUAUAUUCAAGCGUUUAUAUUAGUGAUUCUAACCGGCAAACUUAUGAGGAGGUUGUUUUUUGGAGAGCUACGUCCUGUCGAGUUAGAGCAUCUAAUGGAAAGGUCAUGGUACGCAGUAACAGAAACAUGCCUAGCUUUUACAGUGUUUAGGGAUGAUUUCAGUCCAAAGUUUGUAGCUCUCUUUACUCUACUUCUUUUCCUAAAAUCGUUCCAUUGGUUGGCCGAUGAAAGAGUAGAUUUUAUGGAAAGAAGUCCAGUAAUUUCUUGGUUAUUUCAUGUACGGAUAAUAUCUCUUUUACUACUGCUUGGAACCCUGGACAUGGCAUUCGUACUUCAUGCCUACCAGUCGACAUUAGUAAAGGGUGCCUCGGUUCAACUAGUAUUUGGCUUUGAGUACGCCAUCCUUCUAACGAUUAUAAUGAAUAUAAUAAUAAAGUAUGCAUUCCACAUUAAUGACUUCCAUGAAUUACCAUGGGAAAAUAAAGCUGUGUUUCUUCUGUACACAGAACUUGUUAUGGGAUUCAUCAAAGUCCUACUGUACUUUGCCUUUGUGUUCAUUAUGGUUAGAAUUUAUACAUUGCCUUUGUUUGCAUUCAGGCCUAUGUAUUUUACAGUUAGAGCCUUUAAGAAAGCCAUGAAUGAUGUGAUAAUGUCACGAAGGGCAAUAAACAAUAUGAACACCCUUUACCCAGAUGCUACUGCAGAAGAGCUUGCUGCUGCAGAUAAUGUAUGCAUUAUAUGUAGAGAAGAAAUGCAUUCUGCCUCGAAAAAACUACCGUGCAACCACAUUUUCCAUACUUCUUGCUUAAGAUCGUGGUUCCAAAGGCAACAGACUUGUCCUACUUGUAGAUUAAAUAUCUUGAGAACUCCUGGAAAUCCUGCUGCUGCUGCUCCGAAUCCACCGAAUCCUCCAAGGGGUGAACACCACCACCACCACCACCACCACCAGCAACAGCAGCAGCAGCAGCAGCAACAACAACAACAGCAGCAGCAACAACAACAACAGCAGCAGCAGCCGCCGCCGCAGCAGCAGCAACAACAACAACAACCACCUCCAGGAAAUUUUCAAUGGAUGCAGAAUGCCCAACCAGCUAAUGAACCGACUCCUCGUGGAGAUGAUGAAAGGCCGAGUCAACCACCACCCAAUGUCUCUAGUCCAUCUCAACAGCAAGCACCAGGAGGGGGCGAGAACGUACCAUUUUUCCGUCCUCCACCAUUUCCAUAUAUGUUAUUUAAUAUCCCUCCUCCUAUGCCCCCUACUCAAGGCCUUAGCGAUGAAGAAUUACGCCAGUUGGAACAACGAACUAGAGAAGGGAUUGAAGCACGUCUUCGUUGUUUACAAAAUAUUCAGUGCCUCUUAGACGCAUCUGUGGUAAUGAUGCAGCAAUAUUCAGCGGCUGUCGCUGCUAGUCAGAUGUAUGACAAUAUGUACCAGGGUUCAUCUACAAGCCGUGGCACUUGCACUUCUGAUAACGUGCCAGACAAUUCUGACGCUUUCCCAUCUACCAACAAAAACAAUCUAGCAGCUGGCUUAAAUCGCGAUCUUCGCACUACUGAAAAUGAACCAAAACCAUCAGAAGAAACCUUGGCACAAUUUGCUACAGGUGAAAAUAGGGAAGCCCCAAAACAAACAAAGAGCACUGAAUUAGAAGAAUUAGAACCUGAACCUUCGCCUUCUGCUAAUAGCGUAACUACUGACAGCGGAGAGUCAGUUCGUGCUGUUAGCAAUCAACCCCCUCCUGGUGAUGAUGCUGUAAGACUGAGAAAAGUUGAAAGAUUUUCACAAAACUAGUAAAUUUGGUAGACUCCUUGAAUUUCUUUUUAUUUCAUUGCCCUUAAAUAUACUUCUUUCUUUAUAACCAAAAUGCUGUGUUGCAAUCAAUAAUGUAUCAAUCUUUUAUUUUGUUAUGUGAUUACCUAAAGAUUUUAUAUUGUUUUGAAUUAAGUGAUUAAGUAAAGUUCGUUUGUAAAUACUUGUGUUUUCGUUAUAUUCUAUUUUUAUGAUAAUGUGAAAUUUGUAAGCCAAUAUUAUAAUUAAAAAAAAAAAAAAAUGUAAACGAUUGGCAGGCAUGUUUCACUGUUGAUGCGAAUGAAAUUUGUUUAAUUGAUAAUAAGGUUUAUUUAUUUCAGUCACUUAAAGUUAAGAUUGUAAUAUUUUUGUAAAUAUUUCAAUUUAAGACCUCCCAUGUAACAUUGGGAAACGCGCAAUUUAUUAUAUUUCUAUUGCUGAAACAAAUUACUACUGUUUAUAAUUUACCUCUUUUGAGCUCGUUAAUAAUAAAAAAAUUGGACUGAAUAUUAAAAGAAAUUGUUGAUAUAUUUAAAAUUAAUUACAAGUACACACGAGAAAAAAAACAAUAAGUCAAGUCAGACAGAAAUACAAACAAAAUACACAAACAUGCCCAUAUUCUCCCUUCAGCUAAUCGAAAGAAAAUUGUCUGUCCUUUAAGGAUUAUGACUGGUGUACAUAAAAGUAAUUUAUUUGUUUAUGUUUUAAACAUGAAUGAUAGUAAUACAGGUAACCACUGUAUGAUUGUCAUAUUCCUAUAAAAAAUUUAAAAAAAAAUGCCGUGCUAUGUGAUCUGUGGUGUUCAAAACAAAGACCUCAUAAAAAAUUCCAAAAAUAAACAUAUUUUUAUAAUAAAAGAGAUAUAUUGUAAUAAAAGAAUUUUUCAUAUAUAUAUUGAUAUGUAUUGAAUGUUCUUAUUUGUCAUCACUAAGCACCAUUAAACAAAGGGAAUAUAAUUUUCCCCAAGAUAUCCAUGUUUAACUUUCUUCUGCAAUAUUAUGCAAAACUUUCUUUUUAAAAUGUGGAAAUUCUCCGGGCAAAUUUGAUACGACAUAUGACUCUAAAAUUGGAAAGUAUCAAAAAUAAAACUUGAUGUGCUUCCAUUUGUGGUGAUGUCCAAUCACAAAGCGUUGAAACGUUUAUCCGGAGAUGUUCCUUAAAUCGCCGUGUCCCAGAAUAUCGUAUUAUACAGUGGUUACCCGUAUUACUCAAGUUCACACAGACUUAUUUUUUAGUUUCUACUUAAUUCUUUUUUAACUUGAAGCAUAACCUUUCCAGGCUUUGCUGCAGUAAUAAUUGUUUUUUUCUUUCUAAAAUAUGUAUACAUUGUAUAUAUGCUUGUUUUUAUUCUGGGAAUAUGUUGUUACAUGUUUGGAAUGUGAUUUAUUUCUUUUAUAAUACCAGCAUGUGUAAGAUUAUUUAAUUUAUACACCUUUGUUAUAAGGGAACGUGUGCAAACUUCUCAGAUCGGAUCUUGCUCAGGUUAAAAAAUGAAAUUAUUCUCAAUGGUGCUAUUUAAUUAAUGUGAAAUACUAGAGUUUGGGUUUUAAAUGUUGAUCCAAAUUCUAUGUUGGCAAUUUUUAAAUAUUUAUUUAUUGUAGAGGCCAGGGUGUUAUAGUCACGUCAUCCAUCAAAUUUCAAAACCUUGUAUUUGAGAAGACCUUCAACACUCAAAGGUUUCUAUUUUGUUUGCUUAUUUUGUAGCCUUAUAAUUUGUGGUAUAUUUUAAUUUUAAUUUGUUAAAAAAAAAUUGUUCUGCUGAAAAACCAUACUUGACCCAGUCAAACAGGAGGUGCACUUGGAGAAUGCAUAAAAACAUUUAAAUAUUUAAAGGAUGUAUAUUGAUUAAGAAAAGAAUACAGAUUUGAAAGUGAAA
This is a messenger RNA of Cimex lectularius (bed bug), 3992 nucleotides long. RefSeq names its product E3 ubiquitin-protein ligase synoviolin B-like. Gene Ontology annotation, cellular component: cytoplasm. The coding region runs from base 188 to 2119 and encodes 643 amino acids. The transcript has 12 exons. The record is from RefSeq and is a predicted model, not a curated record. Lineage: Eukaryota; Metazoa; Arthropoda; Insecta; Hemiptera; Cimicidae.